This is a messenger RNA of Ochlerotatus camptorhynchus, 2745 nucleotides long. Its product is annotated as protein arginine N-methyltransferase 9-like. Bases 296 to 2551 code for a protein of 751 amino acids. Gene Ontology annotation, cellular component: nucleus. Gene Ontology annotation, biological process: peptidyl-arginine methylation. Gene Ontology annotation, molecular function: protein-arginine N-methyltransferase activity; protein binding. The transcript has 2 exons. NCBI's taxonomy places the organism in Eukaryota, Metazoa, Arthropoda, Insecta, Diptera, Culicidae. The record is from RefSeq and is a predicted model, not a curated record.
UCUUGGCUCGACGCCCGGCUGCUCCCCGCGCACGCACAGGAUGCACAAAACGCACCAACCAACGAGACGAGAUUCAAAAAUCGAUUUUUCUGUUUUCCGGGACAAUUUAUUGGUGUCGAAUGUAAAACAGCGUCUGCAGUUAAUAGUGUGAGAAAAAGUCGCCUUCCACAAAUGGAUCGCUAGACCAAGCCAAAUCGAACCGUUAUUCGGUGCUGUCGAAGAAAAGUUCAUUGUUUUAUCAAUCACACAUCCUUACGAGACGGGAGGCCCCGGUUUACGUUUUGAGAAAGGGAAGAUGAGCAGUGAUGAGGAAAUUCUGGUAGGAGAACUGAAAGUGGUGUACGAUUUUGUAACCCGCGCCAAGUUUCGCAAGGCUUUCGGUGCUCUGCAGAAGAUUCUGCAGAAAAAGACACCGGAACUGGCGGAAGCACCCAGGGCACCCACCGAGGACAAGGACUCGCUGGAGGAAUUGCUCCUGUUCGUGGUCAGCAAGUACGCUGACCAGCUGGAGCUGGAGGAAAAGUUCCAGCAGGUGUUCGAGGUCAUCGAACAGGGCUUGGAGCUGUUCCCGGAACAUCCGGAGCUACUGAACGAAACCGGAGUGCGGCUGCAACGCUAUGGUCGCUCAUUGGAAGCAUCGAUCUGCUUCGAGCGGGUCCUGUUGCAGGAGCCCAAGUAUCUAAAGGCAUAUCAAAACCUCCAGAACACCAAGUGUGAGCUGGUCGAGCGAUGGCAUUUUCGGAUGCUGAACGACGAGGUGCGGAAUGCUGCCUACCGGGCAGCGAUCCAGAACCAGAUCAAAGCCGGCCACGGCGAGGUGCUGGAUAUUGGAACCGGAACCGGGCUGCUGUCGCUGUAUGCGCUGAACUGCGACGGUAUCCGGAAGGUGGCCGCUUGCGAUGGAUCGGAGAUCAUGGUGCAGAUAGCUCGGGAUGUUUUCGGAGCGAAUGGGUUGAGCGAUAAGAUUUGUCUGUUUCAGAGCUUCUCGCAGGAUUUAAAGAUCGGAGACAAGUUUUCGCUGAUCGUGACCGAGACGCUGGAUUCGGGUGCAUUUGGGGAGGGUAUUUUGGAGACCUUGAUCCAUGCGAAGAAGAGUCUGCUGCUGCCGGAAGGGCAGAUCAUACCUAGUCAAGUAAUUUUGCACGUGUCCGGUUACAGGUCACGUGCACUAACCGCAAGCAAUAUUCUGAUCAACGAAGCUUUUAGCAGUGAUUUUAAUCUACCGAGCAAUUGUUUGAUUUCGCGCGAAGGAAUCAAGGGCUACGACGCCGAGGAUGUUAGUAGAAUUAAGGCAAACGACGAUUUUGACUUCGUUACGGAUACCGUCUGUACGAUGACGGUCGAUUUUAAUGAUCUCGAGUGUUUGGAGCGCUGCCAGGAAGGGCUGGAGGAGUGUAAGUUCGAGCUAACUUGUUCGGAAGAUGGCAUUUUGGAUGGCUUCGUUGUUUGGUUCGAUCUCAUGUUGGAUGAUGAAAAUAAGAUAAGCACAGAUCCAACAGCCAACACUUGCUGGAAUCAAGCGAUAUUUAAGCUGAAUCAAAGGCUCCCGGUAACCAAAGAUCAACGACUGCCGCUGGCUAUGUCGUGCAAGGAUGGAUCCCUUGCAAUCACCCACAAUCUUAAUUCCAUGGAUAAUCAAAUUUGCAUUGACGAACACGUGUUGGAGUUUCUAAAUGACUCUGAAUAUUAUACUAAAUUGACCACUGAUACCGAACCGUUGGAUGACCUAGAGAAAGUUCUUGAUUUAUCACUCUUCCCUUAUGCGGGACUGAAACUACUCAAAGAGGGAAAAACCUCCAUGCUUUUCUGUUUGGAUCGAGCUGAAGAUCUGAUUGAAUUUCUCGCCAAUCAAAACGACAUUCCAAUGUCUGCCAUUAUGCUGCUAAGUUCUCUGCCCGAAGCAUUCCUCCUGAACGAUUACACACUGGAUCUAAUCAUCCUCCAGCCAGUUGAUGUAUUCGGUCAAAUCAAUAGCGAACACUUUUGCCAGUACCAAUCACUCUUCCCAAAACUCAAACCCAUCGGAUCCAUCGUCCCCUCGCAGGUGGAACUGCACGGCAGCAUUAUCCAUUCCGAUUGGAUCGUAAAGUGCUGCCGCGUGGAGAACCCGGAACUGCACCAGUUCCACAUCGACCGGUAUCUUUCCACGUUGGAAACGGAGAAUCACCUCGAUCUUGGCCCAUUCACCUACGGGAACCUUUCCGAACCGACAAAGCUGGCCGAGGUGUACUUUGAUGGGAAGCUCCACGAAGCGACAAUGGAAUUGACUCUCAAUGAACCAACGAAUCCGAAACAUAUCCAUGCCAUAUUGUAUUACUAUCAGAUCGAAUUUCUGCCGCAGAAGGAUUUCCUCAGCACCCAACGGGUGCAGAGCUUCGCUAAGCGGUCAGCGUUCAUCAUUCCGAAGGAUGCAUUCCAGCGCCCGGUUGCGGCAGAAGGAGCAGAAGGAUCAGAAGAAGACGAUCAGAACCAACCCAAAGUGGACAAAGUCAAUAUGAACAUUGUGCAAAAUCAUGGCGUUAUCAAGUGCAAUCUGCUCGGCUGUCAGUAGGAACAAUAUUCUAUUAUUAUAAACAGUAUACAGCAUCGCGUAGAUAUUAUUACUAGACUCGCACACUUCUUUGUAAAAGAGGAAAACCUAAAAUCUAUUAUGAGAAGAAGAGAAUUGAAAUACACAUUAAGCAUACCCAACACAUACACUUUCCGAGGACCCUACCUAGAGUACCUGUAGUAUUGCAGAAUAGA